Messenger RNA from Drosophila novamexicana, 2884 nucleotides. RefSeq names its product ras-interacting protein RIP3. The coding region runs from base 1 to 2829 and encodes 942 amino acids. The transcript is spliced from 2 exons. NCBI's taxonomy places the organism in Eukaryota, Metazoa, Arthropoda, Insecta, Diptera, Drosophilidae. The record is from RefSeq and is a predicted model, not a curated record.
AUGUGCCGUGCGCUGUUGAUGCUGCUGCUGGCGCUGGUGGGCGCCAGCCAUGCGGCCACACAUGUCAACAUUUCUAUAGCCCAACAGCCGGCCACAAAUCCGGCGGAUGUUAGCUUCAUUGAUGGACAUGCGCCAGUGGAACUAAAGGCAGGUCCCUAUCGGCCGGAGGAGGACGAGCAGCAGGAGCAACGUUUUCAGCGGCUGCAGGAGCGACCGCAGCAGCAGCAGAUGCAGAUGCAGGCACAGCAGCAACAGUCGAUGCAAUCCCAGCAGCAGCAACAGAUGCAGCAAUCCCAGCAACAAUCGCAGCUGACGCCGCGCCAGGGAUUGGGCUUACAGCCGGCACAAGCUGCUCCCGCUCCUGCCAAUGGUCGCAUGGCACGUCGACGCAUGCACGCACGUCGCCCCUCGAUGCAUCAGCAGCCCCCGCACAGCGGUCAGUUCCGUCAGCGCAACCAACAGCUGCGCCAGAAUCAGGAAUUCGAGCGUUACAUUCAAUCGUAUCACAGUCAUGGACCCUCCGUGGAGACCGUCUACGAAUCCUCCAGUCCGUCGCCCCAGCGCUACACCCAGUCCAGCAGCAGCAGCUCCAGCUCCAGCUCCAGUUCCUUCGCUGCCGACGACGACGCUGUGUCCAUUGGCGGCGCAAAGUCGCAGCAGCUGCGCAUGUUUGAGCGCCAGGUAGCCGCCCCGGUUGCAUCGCAGGGCCAGAGCGCCAAUGUGGAGCAGGCACAGGACAGCAAACCCAUCUAUGAGUCGCCGCAGCCGGCGCCUGUGCAAGCUGCAGUCAUUGCGCCCGCAGCCAGCUCCAGCUCCGGCGCCAGCUCCAGUUCCAGCUCGGCUUCUGCUCCAGCGCCCGCAUCAAUGCCCAACGAUGCCAAGCAGGGUUUUGACUCAUCCUACGAGCCCGCAUAUGAAGCCGGAAACAGCUACAAUCGCCCCAGCUACGACCAGAGCGGCUACAGCGGCUAUGAGGAUGUGCAGGAUGACUACCAGGAUCAGUAUCCGCCAGCUGUGGACGCCAGCUACGAUGACUACGCCGAGCAGGCGGGCUACUUGCCUCCACAGCGUGGCUAUGCGGCACCGCCACGCCCACUCGUCACAAAGACCAUACAGAUUGUGCAGCCGGCGCUGAAGGCUAAGAAAUACGAGGUGCGUCAUCCGGCCAUACAGAAGGAGUUCUAUGACAUCGAAGAGCGCGUCGUUAUCAAGCCGGCGGGCACAUUGGUCGUGGAGCUGGAUCAUCCUGUGGCCAAGAUACCCAAGGGUGAGACACUGCUGCCACUGGGUCAUCCCCACCCCGCCGUGGCCUCCGCCUACGACAAUCACAAUGGACAGGUGCAGGCGCACAGCUACAACAAUGGCAACGAGUACAGGUCGCCGGCGCCAGCCAAGGAGCAGGCACAGGUGACCACCAUUGGCUCCAGUGUGACCACCAUGCCCGCCUACGAUCAGGCGCCCAAGGAUGAGUAUGUGGAGGCGCAGCUGCAGCAGCAGCCACAAGGCAGCGAUGCCACCGAUGGCAAACGCCAGCCCAGCUUCAGCUCUAGCUCCAGCUCCAAUCCCAGCUCCAGCUCCAGCUCCAGUGUGAUUGCCACCGAUGGCAACGGCAACCAGUUCCAGAUCAACAAGAAGCAUCUGACACCCAAGAUGCUCACACGCCCGGAGCCCGAGCAGCCGGACUACGACUACGUCCGCAGCGAGGCCAGCUAUCCGCCUCAGCGCAGCUAUCAGCGCACCAAUAGCUACAAUCGCCAGCCGUACCAGAGUGCCAACAAUGAGGAUUACUUCAGCGGCGAGUUUCUGCCCAAUGCCAAUGCAGGCAAUGUCGAGACGCAACCAGCACGUCUCGAGGAGGCGCCGCGCCCGCAGAUAAUCAAGCACGAGCACAAGAUUCAUUUGCCGCCAUCGCAGCACAACAUUUAUCUGGGCCGCAGUCGCCAGCCGCCGCCCAAGGAGCGUCGCAUCACGGAGCUGCCGGUUUCCAGCCAGGGUCAGGAGCUGCCCGCCCAUGUGGCCGAGCUGAAGCCCUAUUUGCGCAGCCACUCGGGUCCCACGGUGGUUUAUGCCAAGUCUGCGGUGCGAACUGCUGCUCCACGCAGCUACUAUCCGCAAGCAGCCCGCCAGCGUAGUCCGCUGGCCGAGGAGCUGGAAUAUAGUGCUCCAUAUUCGCGCAUGCGUUACGAUCCGGAACAGGAAUCUGGUCGUUUGAUGGAGGCGCCCAAGCAGCAGCAGUCAAAGGAAGCAGCCAAGGCACAAAUUCAUUUGCAAAUACCGCAUCACGAUGAUCGGGAUCAGUCCAUUGUGGCCACGGCGACGAUUACGCCCCUGAAGCCCGACUGCGAUCAAACGCGUGAGGAGCAGGCGGAGGUGCAGCGGGAGAAAUCCGCCCGCUUGCGUCAGCCUCAGCAACAGUUCCAGCGUCUGGUUGAGGCGCCCGCCGCCGUUGUGCCCACCACACAGGCUACACCCACGCCUGCCCAGCCCCAGCUGGAUGUGGACGUGUCGCUCAACGGCGCCGCCGGCCAUCUCAAUCGUCACCUGCAGCCCAACGAGCGCGUCAUCUCGGCCACAGCCGCGCCCACCGAUGCCGCUGCGACCAGCGAGACCUUCCACAAGCGCCGCAUUGUGGUCAAUCAUCCGUUCCAGACGGUGCGCGAGGUGGUCGAGCACGAGCCCAUCACCAACUACCAUCAGAUCCAGGUGAAUGAGCCCGCCUCACCAGCUCUGUACCAUCAGGCCGCCUACUACCAGCAGCCGCAGCUGCAGACGCACGGAAAUCUGGUGCAAUAUCAGACCACGUCGACGCAUGGUCAACUCUAUGGUUAAACCAGGAUCUAAACGGAACGACACGGACUUGACUCGGAUUUGUAUAGUCGACUAC